Daucus carota subsp. sativus is the source of this 801-nucleotide messenger RNA. Its product is annotated as classical arabinogalactan protein 26. NCBI's taxonomy places the organism in Eukaryota, Viridiplantae, Streptophyta, Magnoliopsida, Apiales, Apiaceae. The coding region runs from base 320 to 748 and encodes 142 amino acids. The record is from RefSeq and is a predicted model, not a curated record. The transcript has a single exon.
UUUGCUAGUUAAGGGAGUAGCAACAAGAGAAAAGACACAACAGAACCAUGUGUGUGUAAUAACACUAUGAAUCCUGUCCUUGGCUCAAAAUGCAUUGGCAACCUAGCUGUUUUACCAAAAUCAUUGUCUUUUGCCACCUUUUGUUUAGCAUUCCAUCCCCACCAGGCCACCAAAACUUCAACUUUCCAUUUCUUUUUACACCAUUCAAUCAUUCCAUCAUCACUCACUCCCAAUUCAUCAUCAAUUCAUCCUAUCUUUUUCUCUUCAAAACAUUUAUAUUGAUGUAUAUAUGAGAGCUUAGGAAAGUUAUCAUCACAUAAUGGCUGCAAAAUGGUCAAUUUUCUUGGGAAUGACAAUGGUUCUUAUGGCUUCUAUAGCCUCUUCACAGAUACCAGUUUCUGUUAUAUCAGCAGCACCUUCAGUCUUGCCAUUUGAGCCUCCUCUAUCAUCUCCUACGGCUACAAGCCCGUCAUCAUCAGCUUUAUCUCCAGAUAUUACUCCUCUGUUUCCUUCACCAGCUGGACCUUCUCCGGCUCAGUCUUCGCUUCCCCUCAUUCCUUCCAGCCCAAGCCCUCCGAAUCCAGAUGAGGUGACUGCUCCUGGUCCCAUAACGGCAUUGCCACCAUCUGGCCUUUUCCCGGAUUCCUCAGCAUUCACUCUUCAUGCAUUUAGCUGUCCAAGUUCAGUGAUGUUGCUACUACUUGGGUUGGUUCAAGUUUUUAGUUAUUGCAAAUUUGUUGGUUUCUAAAGAUUUAUGAGGUUUUUAUGUUGAAAUUUUUAAGUAACUGUGGUUUUGAUUUA